Molecule: messenger RNA, 3480 nt
Organism: Puntigrus tetrazona (Sumatra barb)
Lineage: Eukaryota; Metazoa; Chordata; Actinopteri; Cypriniformes; Cyprinidae
Gene: gsdf
Product: gonadal somatic cell derived factor
Exons: 5
Coding region: 2051-2623 (190 amino acids)
Molecular function (GO): growth factor activity
Source: RefSeq, a predicted model, not a curated record
UGUGAUGUGUCUGACCUGUAGCCGCUGCGUGUGAAAGAAACCAAGAAAAACUGUGUUUGAUGUUCAUUAACACUUACUGACGACAAAGAGACUGCUGAAAUGAAGGAGGAAUUACCUGGAACUGAGAUGUUUCCUACAGACGACGUAACAGACGCAGACAGACAGAGAGCCAUGUUAGCUGUGUGUCACUCAUUCAGGGGCAGAUAGGGAUUCUUAAAUCAUUUUGUUGGUUCACGCACCUCGAUCGCAGGGUUUCAGCUGCAGUUGGUUUGAUUUUGUGACUCCGCAUCCCAUGUCACGUCAGUCAGCUAUAAGCACACCUAUGAAUUCAUUCAUUUUUCUUAUUCUGUUAAUCUGAAUUUCUCUUUUAAACAAUUAUAUAUAAUUCCCUUCAUGUCAAAGAAAAGCAGAAAAAAGGUGAGAUUGAUUCAUUGUUAAAGAUGUUUUGUGCAGAGUAGUUUAGCUCUAAUUCUACAGAAGACCUCACACUCACCCACUGAGGGUUUGUCAGAAUCCCUUCAUGACAGCAGAAGCGAUGAAGAAGUGUGACUAACUUCACUCUCAAUGAACAGAUGGUGAGAUAUGGAGCUGAUCCUCGUGACCGCUUCAUCAAAACAACACUCUGGGGCUGGAUUAGGGUUAAUACUGCGGCUCGGCUCCAACCCAGAAUAGACGGAUAAAGAGCUGCUAAAGGCCUCCGUGUGUUUGAGCCUGACGCUGUUUAGAGCCGACGUCCAACUCACAGAGCGAUGAACGCAUGAACGUGUCUUUUAAUGUCUUUAGUAUAAUAACAAUUGAAUUCUAGCAGAUCUGUUCUGAGCUAUCUAUUCAAGCCACGAGUGUCAAUCUACUGUGAUGGGACUGAAUUAAUGUGGCACAUUAUAAGCACAUCUUCAAAUCAGGGGUUAAAAGCAUACAGGGUUCGACUAAUAGGUGAAUAAAGUUAGGGUUACACCAGAACACAGCACUGAAUGAAAUGUUUUAGAAGUUGUCCUCAAAUGGCACAGUUCCUCAGGAUGGCAGAUAAACGGUUGUUUCUUUCUUUAGAUAGCUGUUCACACGCGAGUGUUGGAAUUCCUCCUGAGGCAAGGAAUUAGAGAGCGACGGACUCAAGGACAAACACGGUUCAUCUCGGGUCAGAAGAGAAACUACAGAUGCUACAACAAUGUCCAGCUUUGUAUUUCUCAUGAGAAAUGACGUGCAGAGUCAAAAAAUCAGAAAAUGUGCUUCUCGUGUUUAAGCACUGACUGAUUAGUAAUCAAUAACCCUAGUCCUGAAUAUGCUCUUGCGGUCCUCGAGUUAUUUUAGGCAAUUGCAAAGAGUUGGGAAACCACUGGAAUCCCACCACUGACCUCCAAACACACAUAACAUUAACAACACACAGAUAUAAAAAACUUAGCAGAUCGUUUCACCUUUGGCUUAAAUAUCCAGUUACUGCAUGUAUAAAUGAAUUUGCUUCUUUCUGCCUUGGGCAUUAAAUAAUGUCUUUUAGAGAGUAAUAAGUCAAAGAAUGAGUAACAUAUUUGAAAAUGAACUCCACUUUUCUUGAAAUAUGGACCUGAUUCAGGGUUUUCUGUGGCUUACCAAUGGCCUCACUUUGUGUAGUUAGUGUAUUAAUAUUCUUAUGAGUGGCAUUUUUGUAGCCAAAAAGGAAUAUGUAAUUUGAAAACUGUUCUUAGGUGACAAACCAAACAGAGUUCAGCUUCCAGUAGAUGAUAAUGGUCACUUCUUCUGGGAACGAGUCACAUAUCGCACAGAUGCAGGCCAUUUCGUGAAUGGCUUCUUUAUUUUUUUCCACUGCUGUUUUUUCCGAUCUUUUUCAUAUAUUUCAUCUGUCCUCCCGCAGGAUGGAGCUUAUCAUCUUUGUUAGUGUGUAACCGUGUGAUAUUGUUUUUCUCAGUUCCACCUUUAUUCUCCACCUCCUUUUCAACACCGUCCCUUUGCUCGACGUGAAAACAGUGUAAAGUAUUCCAAGGCCAAGCUCGGCCAGAGUAGAUAAAUCCCUGCUUUCCCAGGCUGCCUCAAACAACAUCCAUCCAUUCCUCUCAUCAUGCGUCUGCUGUUGUGUGUCGUCGCUGUUCUGUUCGGCAGUCCUCUCGGAGAGACGUUUGUUGUUCUCCAUCCUUCACAUGAGGCAUCUGCUGUCAAAGUCUACAGAUGCAAGGGAGAACUGGAAAUCAGGAAAAUCCUCCUGGAAUCACUAAACCUCCAACAGGAGCCUCACGUGUCCAUGUCCGUGUCGAAGAUGCAUCAUCUGCGUGAGCAGUGGAAAGACAGAUUCAGAAGCAGCCUGCCAUCCUCACCAGGUAACUCAACGUUCCUCCAGGACUCCGGAAACUCCAGCUGUUGCAAACAGUUCUGUCAGGUCUUCAUUAAAGAUUUGGGCUGGGAACAGUGGGUGGUUUAUCCAGAAAGCAUCACCUUUGUCCAGUGCCGAUCCUGCUCUUCUGAGAGCGCAGACGCACCUGAACAGUGCUGCAAGCCAAAAGCUCAUGACAUCGUCCCGAUCCUCUACAUGGACAACUGGAGCAGUUUGGUUCUGUCCUCGCUGAGUCUGAUCCGUGAGUGCGCCUGCGACCCUGGACAGCACACGCAGGACCCAGAGGUCAUGAUGCCGUUCUAGAUAGCCUUCCUGACCCACGGGUCAUGUGACAGAGAGCCACAGAAAUGCAGUAGAAAAGCACCGCUUUUGGGAUUUGUAGGUUUAUAGCUAGGCAAACAUAUUUAGCAUCUUUUGACUUUUGCUGCUGUUGGGAGUCAGACUCUCAGACUCUUGUGGGCUGUAAGAGUGGACUCAUAUAAAGUUCUCAGAAAAGCCUAAAAGGUUCCUAAUCUAAGCUUGUUUUUUGACUUUAACAGAAAUGGACAAUGGACCUUCUGUUAUAAAUCAGUUCAAGGCCAAAUCUGUUUUUAACUUCAGGCUUUUAUGGGGCUGUGGCUGCAGCGGCCAGCGAAUGUUCCCUGAAAAAAUGCGAUGGAGCAACUCUGCCAAACCUUUCACUGAGCGAGUCUGACGACCAAACUGUGUUGCAUCCACAAUUACCUUCCUUUAAUUCGAAUUCUAAAGUCGGUUAUUCAUCAAACGAGGUGUCAGGCGUGUUCGUUAGCGAUAACAAAACUGCAUGUCAAGAAACAAAAUUUUUGUAGACAAGAAUUUAACACACAUUCCAGCAAGAACGUUUCGACUGCAUGUUUGCAAAAACCAUCUGGCCAUAAAUCAGCAUAAUUUCAAAAUCAAUGUGGGAACAGUUUCAACCUGGCAUUAUAUAUAUUUGAAUGUUGCGUAACUUGACUUCCAUGUUGUAGGCUACACACCGUUGUAUUAGAAAAUAUCAAAACCGUUAAAUGUAAUCCAGGAAUGAGAAACUAACUUUCACAUGCAUGUUUAGCUAGCAUUAAACAGGAUUUACGCUUGUAUCAGCAGAAUGUUUUAUUAAAGAAAGCUUUCAUGGCAUAAAGAUGUGAUGUCCUUACUUCCCU